This is a messenger RNA of Rhodamnia argentea, 1569 nucleotides long. RefSeq lists its product as uncharacterized. Gene Ontology annotation, cellular component: cytosol. The transcript has 7 exons. The coding region runs from base 202 to 1191 and encodes 329 amino acids. Lineage: Eukaryota; Viridiplantae; Streptophyta; Magnoliopsida; Myrtales; Myrtaceae. The record is from RefSeq and is a predicted model, not a curated record.
UUCCUGAGGAAAUAGUCUCACUCCAUAUCCUAAUCUGAAAUAUUCUCACUAAACCUUCCAACACAGCCCAACGCCAUAAAUAACGAGAAUAUCGUCCAAGUGGUGGACUUCGGGGUCGUGAUUUCCACGCAGAACGCAGCCGACCAAAACCUCGUAAGUUGUUCUCCCCCUACUUUCUCGGAGCUCGUGAUUCAGAUUUCCAUGACAAAUGCUUGUUGCUUGAUGCAAAUGCCAUCUCCAGCAUUCCAUUCCGUCCACUCGCCCCUCUCGAUUUCUUCUCCUCCCAAGGAUCGCUGCUCGCCGACGUUCUCCCUAAACCAAUAUCCGAUCACCUCACUAAGCAAGCCCAAGUUCGCGGCGACGCUCAGGAUGUCUCAGUCCACUCGCAGCUCAGUUGUUGAGCAGCAGAGAGUCUUGAUAACGAACAAGCAUGGGGAGAAACUGGUGGGUUUGUUGCAUGAGACCGGAUCUUCGGUGAUUGUGAUCCUCUGCCACGGCUUUCGGUCUAACAAGGAAUAUAAAACGAUUGUGAAUCUUGCUGUUGCUUUAGAGAAGGAGGGUAUUAGUGCUUUCCGCUUUGACUUUGCUGGAAAUGGAGAGAGUGAAGGUACGUUUGAAUAUGGUACCUACUGGAGAGAAGCUGAUGAUCUUCGUGCUGUUAUUGAGCACUUCAACGGAGCUAAUCGAGUGACCAGUGCAAUUGUGGGGCAUAGCAAAGGAGGCGGUGUGGUUCUUCUUUAUGCUUCUAAGUAUAAUGAUAUACAUACUGUUGUCAAUAUGUCUAGCCGUUAUGAUGUGAAGGGGUUGAUGGGGGAAAUUGAAGAUCGCUUGGGCAAAGAUUUCAUGCAAAAAAUUAAAGAGGAUGGAUUCUUUGAUGUUAAGAAUAAAUCAGGAACUAUUAGUUAUCGUGUGCCAUGGGAAAUUCUGAUGGAUCGCUUAAAUACCAAUAUGCACGAAGCAUGUCUUCAGAUUGACAAAAAUUGCAGGGUUUUGACGGUUCAUGGAUCUGCUGAUGACCUUGUCCCAGUACCAGAUGCCCUAGAGUUCGCGAAAAUCAUACCCAACCACAAGCUGCGGAUUGUAGAAGGUGCAGACCAUGGUUAUACCUCACAUCAGGCAGAGUUGACCUAUAUCGUAUCGAGUUUCAUAAAGCAAGCAUUGGAGGAGGACAGAGAGAAAUCCAGCCAGUAGUGCGGUACCCUUGUGUCUGAUCAUCGGAGAGGAUAUUUGCACGCAUUACGAAUGACGUAGCAAACUUCCAACUUGUUCCUGGUUAUCAACUUAGAUGUGUAGGUAUCGGCAAAAGGGUUUGGGAUGCAACCGAAGAUGGUCAAAAUAUGAGCGCACUAUUGGAAAUUAAGAUUCCUUACUUUGUAGUAUUGCAUUUUCAAAUGACAAUCAUGGUGCGAAAAUUAGUUGUACUAUGGAUUGUCCAUUCUUAUAAGUGUGAUUCGUCUCUACUUCUGAUAAGUUGAGACUACUAAAGAUUGUCCUAGCAAUGCUACGCGAGUGGUUUCUUUUUCCACGUUUUAUAGUCUAAUCCACAUCGUAUCUUAGUCAGCUUUUGCA